AGGGAGUUGAAGCAGGAAGGAAGGCAGGCGAGAGAGGGAAGGAAGGGAGGGAGGCUGUGAAUGCUAACAAGCCCCUUCGUAGCUCUGUAGGUAGGGCUUUUUUUGGUGAAGAAACAUCUUGCAAUGGAGAGGAACGACGACCACUAUUAAAAAACACAGUCCUACUAUGCGCCACAGCCGCGUCCGCCCUGUGCGCCCGCAGCAGCAGCAGCAGCAGCAGCAGCGUCGUCGGCACGUUUGAACAGAAAAACCGUCGUUUUCCGCUCAGUGAAAUGUAUCGCGACUGCCUUGGAUUCACAUUCUGACAAUGGAGAUUGAAAAUAUCGUGGCCAACACGGUUCUCCUGAAGGCGAGGGAAGGUGGAGGAGGGAAGAGGAACGGCCGCAGCAAGAAAUGGAAGGAGAUGCUAAAACUCCCACACAUCAGCCAGUGUGAGGAGCUACGCCGCACUAUUGAGAGAGACUACACCAGCCUAUGUGAGAAGCAGCCCAUUGGUCGGCUAUUAUUCCGUCAGUACUGUGACACAAGGCCAGAGCUGAAGCGCUGCAUUGAGUUUAUGGAUGCUGUGGCCAUGUACCAGCUAGCUCCUGAUGAGAAGAGGAGGGACUGCGGACUGAAUGUUUUAGACACAUACUUUAAUAAUGGGUCGGCCGCCCAUCUGCCUGACAUUCCCCAGGAUGUCGUCGCUGGGUGCCGGGAGAGGUUGGAGCAGAGUCCGUGUAAGGAGCUCUUCAAUGACUGCACCAAAAUAGUUCGUGAUUAUCUGAGUGGAGCUCCAUUUUCCUCCUACCAGGAGUCCAUGUACUUCUCUCGCUUCCUGCAGUGGAAAUGGUUGGAGAGGCAACCAGUAACCAAAAAUACCUUCAGACAUUAUAGAGUACUUGGAAAAGGUGGAUUUGGCGAGGUUUGUGCCUGCCAAGUACGUGCCACCGGUAAGAUGUACGCCUGUAAAAAGCUGGAAAAGAAACGAGUGAAGAAAAGAAAAGGUGAAGCAAUGGCACUAAACGAAAAACGCAUUUUAGAAAAAGUUAACAGUAGUUUUGUAGUUAGUCUAGCUUAUGCCUAUGAGACCAAGGAUGUGCUGUGCCUGGUUCUGACCAUAAUGAAUGGCGGUGACUUAAAGUUCCACAUCUACAACAUGGGCAACUCAGGCUUUGAUGAGCAAAGGGCCAUUUUCUACGCUGCUGAGAUCUGCUGUGGCCUUGAGGACCUGCACCGUGAGAGGAUAGUCUACAGGGAUCUGAAACCUGAAAACAUCCUCCUGGAUGAUCGUGGACACAUUCGAAUUUCCGACCUGGGCCUUGCUGUUCAAAUCCCAGAAGGGGAGACGAUACGAGGGAGAGUGGGCACUGUUGGAUACAUGGCUCCUGAGGUGAUCCAGAAUGAGAGCUACACCUUCAGCCCAGACUGGUGGGGGCUGGGCUGCCUGAUCUUUGAGAUGAUCCAGGGCCAGUCGCCCUUCCGCAAGCGCAAGGAGCGUGUCAAGCGUGAGGAGGUGGACAGACGGGUGCGGGAGGACCAAGAGGAGUACUCCGAUAAGUUCUCUGAGGAGGCGAAGGAUAUCUGCAGACAGCUCCUGGCCAAGGACCCUAAGGAGAGGCUGGGUUGUCAGGGCCGUGGGGCCAUAGAGGUCAAGCAGCACCCCAUCUUCAGAAACAUCAAUUUCAAACGGCUGGAGGCCAACAUGCUGGACCCUCCCUUCAGCCCAGAUCCUCGAGCAGUGUACUGUAAAGACGUUCUGGACAUUGAGCAGUUCUCCACUGUCAAAGGUGUGAACCUUGACCCCACAGACGACGACUUCUAUCACAAGUUUGUCACAGGCAGUGUCUCCAUCCCGUGGCAGAACGAGAUGAUCGAGAUGGAAUGCUUCAAAGAAAUUAACGUCUACGAGACAGACGGGAAUCUGUGCUCCGACCUGGACAUGAACCGGCCUAACCCUCCACCAAAGAGAGGCUUCUUCUACCGCCUGUUCAGAAGAGAGGCAAGUGCUAGUGCUCCGGCAACUGUCCGAGGGGGUGGGGGCUAAGGUCUGUUUUAAGAGCGGUUACAGUGAUGAUGAGAUCGAGGAGCCCUCACGACUUUAAACCACUUCCUCCACCUGCACCCCUCCGCCGCAGAACUUCACCACAAACUCCAACCGAGCGCAAAUCUUAGGGACUCAGUGAAUGUUGACCUGUAUUUCUGAGCUGUAUUAAAAGUGUAUUAUAAUUAAAGAAAAAAGUAUGAGUUUAAAGAUUUUGUACAUUUGUACUUGAAUUUAUGUCUAGAUGUAUAUUUUCACUAAAGGUUGUAUUGUACAAAAAGCCAUAAAAGUACCACUUGAAUGCAUACAUUACGUUUUAAUUUCUUUUAAUUAUUUUUUUUUCUUUUGGAAUGAGUAUGGAUAAUAUGUAUUGGGGAGUUUUUUUAUUUUAUUUUAAGAAGCACAGUACCAGUAGUCUUUUUAAUUUUCUCGAUGUAGCAUAAGGCCUUUUUUGUUUCUAUAUGUGCUGUAUGUUUGUCAUUGAUUGGGCCAACGUGACGUGUUUUUUAGCACAUCAGCUCCACCAGGUCCCAAACUAACCCUUAUUUAGCCUCUUUACACCUCGAGGCUCAGAUAGGUCUGAAUGAAGCACGUAGAGCCAAAUGAUAUGGGGAAAAUGGAUCCAAUCUAUCAUUGCUGUGUUGAUGCCAUGCUGCUUAACCUUCCCCACCUGCCCCUAUUUUUAAUUUGAAAUUGGUUUGGAUGAUCCAUGUCCUUCAAUGAGCCCAAGUUGCACUGGACUGGAUGCAAUGUUUAGUAAACUGCUUCUAGGUGCCUGUACCAACUCAGUUCUAGCAGAGAUGGCAAAGGAUUUAUUUCUGACAAUCUUCUAGUCAGCAUGUGCAACAAUUAAAUCUCCUUAAAAUACAUAGUAAGCACUGGGGAGGUCAUUUUCAGGCCCACAAGGUCUGAAAAACUAUCAUUGUCAGACCUCUCCAGGAAUCUUUCAUGAGCUGUAAAAUGCUCAGAACAUUAAUUUUCAGACGGUGUUUCCACUGGGAGCACAGCUGUUAAGUAAAUGUCUGUUACAUUAUUCACUCAGGCAGAAUGUUUUUGCUGAUUUAUCGUUAUUCCUCCUUAUUUCUCAGCUUUUGUUAUUGACUUGUACUUCCUUUUCUGACAGUUAUUAUGAAUUGUUUCAUGUGCAGAGCGGAAAUCCUUCUCCCCUCGAUUUUUCUUAGUAAUUUUGCUUCCCACAUUCAGAGAGCCUCCAACUAGUUGGAACAAAGAGACUGAUGAGGGUGACGAUGGAACUGCAUCGGAGACCUGACCUGCAGCUGUUAAUGGUUUCAUCUAGAUUUUAAAAAAAAUUAAAAUUGCUGUUGCAUCAAACUAACUUCCACUGCUUUAGCUGUCAGCAGCUGUUAGCUUCCGAACUGAGUCAAAAAUACAGCCUGCUUUGACCUCCGUGCCUGUUUGAUCAUUAGCUAGCACAAUACCUGCUAGUAGACUUCCAUUUAGAUCCUGUGGCUUCAGCUCUGUUUGUGAUAAAGACGCAAUUUGUUACUGGUAUUAACAACCACCUUGAACUGUUCCACUUAAAUCCUGUAUAUUGUUCUCUCAUAAGAAUGACAGUUGGCUGUAUGUGUGUAGACGGUGAGAAACUAUCGUGUGUCCAGGAACACUUGGCCACCUCUGUUUUUACUAUAGAAGAUGUGUUUCCUUCCAAGUUAACUCAUCAUGAACAAAUGCAUAUCAUGGACAUUUCCCAUUUACAGCAUAUCCAGGAUCUGUUAUGUUCCAUAUUUGUUUAUUCUCAUUGCAUUUCAGAGGCAUUCUCAGCCAUUUAUUAUGCUUUUUUUUGUUAGGUUUUUUUUUUUUGCUUUUGAGGCAGUUUCUGUUUACUCCCCAUCACCUGUUUUUAAUGCUGUGAAUACCCCAUCUGGACAUGUUAGUUUUGUGUGUGUAUACUACACUGUAAGCUAAUGCAGCUUUGUUCAAAUGCAUUCAAGUAAAUUAGCUCUGCCCUUGUGCAAUUAAAUGGAUUGAUUUA
Molecule: messenger RNA, 4016 nt
Organism: Amphiprion ocellaris (clown anemonefish)
Lineage: Eukaryota; Metazoa; Chordata; Actinopteri; Pomacentridae
Gene: grk4
Product: G protein-coupled receptor kinase 4
Exons: 16
Coding region: 308-2026 (572 amino acids)
Biological process (GO): signal transduction; protein phosphorylation; regulation of signal transduction
Cellular component (GO): cytoplasm
Molecular function (GO): G protein-coupled receptor kinase activity; ATP binding
Source: RefSeq, a predicted model, not a curated record